Molecule: messenger RNA, 684 nt
Organism: Cryptomeria japonica (Japanese cedar)
Lineage: Eukaryota; Viridiplantae; Streptophyta; Pinopsida; Cupressales; Cupressaceae
Product: pentatricopeptide repeat-containing protein At3g48250, chloroplastic-like
Exons: 1
Coding region: 1-684 (227 amino acids)
Biological process (GO): RNA splicing
Molecular function (GO): protein binding
Source: RefSeq, a predicted model, not a curated record
AUGGCUGGUAGAUUUGAUGAUGCUUAUGGAGUUAUGAAGGCUAUGGAGAUGGCCGAUUUUGUGGCAGAUAACGGUACUUUUAGUCAACUUGUGUUUGGGCUCUGCAAGGAUGGGACCUUGGAUGAGGCUUGUCGAGUCUUGGAUUGGAUGAAAGAGCUGGGGUGCACUCCUAAUCUCAAGACAUGGAAUAUUUUGAUUGAUGGGCAUUGUAAGGCCAGGGGGAUAGAUCAAGUGCUUAGUUAUUUUGAGUUCCUGGUGGAAAGUGGUGGUUAUGCCGACCGUGAUGUUCUGGACGCUUUUGUCAAGACUCUCUGUAGUCAAAACAGAAUAGAGGAUGCCCACAAUUUUUUGCGUAAAAUGAUAAAUAAAGGCUUGAAGGUUUGGGCGGGCACAUUAGAGGAAUUGCUGCAGAAAUUGAUGAAUGCAAAGGGGUUGCAAGAUGCCUUAAAACUGCUAGAUCUUAUGGUGAAGCGGGGUUUUCCAGCCAUCGUAGAUCCUUUAUAUAAUAUUUUUGCUCAGUGUGGGACAGUGGACGGGGCUCUAGAUUUCCUGAAUAAGUUGACCAGAAACGUCCCUAAGUAUGAGGCUGUUAAAUUAUACUCUAAAAUGCUUAAUGGAUUUUGUGACGUAGGGAAAAAGGCCCAAGCUCAGAUAUUAUUUUCCCGUUCCUUUCCUUAUGUUUGA